UUAUAUCUCGUUUUCUCGUCCGCGCCGGUCGCCCUCUUGGCGUUCUCUAUCUCCUUCAUCAUCUUCCCUUUCUGUCAGCUGAGAAAUGAACCGAAAACCCUAGAUACCUUUUUUUUGUUUCCUGGUCUGUGCAAAUAUUUACUCGAUGCCUUUCUUCUUCAACUUGUGUCGAAUUUACAUCGUACAGCUUCCCUCAGCUUUCCCGAUAUCAGCUGCUUCGCGUCUCCGCUUUCGAAGGCUCAACAUUGGGGUAGCGGAGAGCUGAGAGGUGAAGGUUUUUGAUUGGUCUUGGCGGGAAAAUGGCAGCAACAACAAGCGGCGUUUAUAUGCACGUCGUUGAAGACGUCAUCGACAAGGUCCGGAAUGAAUUUGUUGAGGGCGGCGCUGGAGAGAAUGUUCUCAGUGAGCUUCAAGCGCUCUGGGAAAUGAAAAUGAUGCAAUACGGUGUUGUAACGGGUCCAAUUGAGAGGUCCUCCGGCCAAAAGCCGGCCACUGGUGGUCCAAUCACCCCUGUUCACGAUCUUAAUGUUCCUUACGAGGGUACUGAGGAGUACGAAACCCCUACUGCGGAUAUGCUCUUCCCACCGACACCUUUACAGGCUCCCACACCUCUGGCCACUCCCAUUCAGACUCCCUUACCAGGAACGGUGGACAGCUCGAUGUAUCAACUUCAUUCUGGACCAAACGACUUUCCUGCAGUGCACGAUGCUGGAGGCGGCACUGAGGUGAAAGCUGGAAGACCUAGUCCGUACAUGCAAUCAGUUUCUCCUUGGAUGAAUCAAAGACCUCUAGGUGUUGACGUUAAUGUUGCUUACGUGGAAGGACGGGAUGAGGUGGACAGAGGAACUUCUCAUCAACCUACAACACAGGAUUUUUUUGUAUCUUCUGGAAAGCGGAAAAGAGAGGAUUUUGCACCACAUUUUCAGCCAGGUGGAUACAUGCCACAGCAAGAUGGAGCUGGAGAUGUGACAUUGGGGCACUUAGAAGCAGAGGUGACCCGAGUGGGAAAUUCGCCAGAUAGAUGCAGUAGAGUUACCCGAAAUGAGGAGAUACUACUGGCUCAAGUUGUGAGGGCUUCUUCAACAAUACCUCAACAGGAUGGGCCAAUUCCUGAUGCUUAUGAUGAGAUAGUUUCCACACCAAAUUUGUAUCCUUACCAAGGAGUUACGAGCGAGGACUACAAUGCAGUGAAUACACCUGCUGGCCACGAUCUACAAGCAGGCACAUCCACUGUUGGGACACAGAAUGAAGUUGCGGAGGUUGAUGAUGAUGAUGAUGAACCCCUGAACGAAAAUGAUGAUGAUGAUGUAGAUGAUCUGGAUGAAGGAGAGGAGCCGAAUACACAUCAUCUGGUUUUAGCCCAGUUUGAUAAGGUGACACGGACAAAAAGCAGAUGGAAAUGCACACUCAAGGAUGGCAUUAUGCACAUCAACAACAAGGACAUUCUCUUCACUAAGGCAACUGGGGAGUUCGAUUUUUGAUAUUGUUGACCAAAGAGGACGAAGUGCACUUUCACCGACAGGGUAGAAUUGUUGCUUAAAUAGCAAAUUCGAAGAGUGAGGUUUAUCCACAUUCGUUCGGUUGUUGCUGCUAAUUUAUUGAGGGUAGAGAAGGCCUGAGGUAAAGGACGUGGCACAUGUAAGAGACGUAUGGGUUGGAUGGAUGGAUGGAUGUACAUAUAGGUAGAGCCUUUUUUCCCCGCUAUAUAUAUUUAUAUAUGAGAACUGCUCUUGGCUCUAUUAUUAGUUUAUUACUCCUGUGAAAUUUGUAAUCCAUCGGCUUUGUAUAUUCAGACUGUCAGGUUGAAUUAUGACUAAGUAUUGUUUGUUGUUGAGUA
Molecule: messenger RNA, 1837 nt
Organism: Macadamia integrifolia
Lineage: Eukaryota; Viridiplantae; Streptophyta; Magnoliopsida; Proteales; Proteaceae
Product: transcription initiation factor IIA large subunit-like
Exons: 11
Coding region: 300-1481 (393 amino acids)
Biological process (GO): transcription by RNA polymerase II; transcription initiation at RNA polymerase II promoter
Cellular component (GO): transcription factor TFIIA complex
Source: RefSeq, a predicted model, not a curated record